AUGAGAGCAAUCAUCAUCGGUGGUGGACUCGCAGGCCCCGUUCUAGCCCUUGAGCUACAGCGCCGGGAGAUAUCUUGCAAAAUAUUCGAGCGGCGCGACAACGCUGCGUUCGACGGCGGCAAUAUUGCCCUUUCGCCAAAUGCGCUUCGUGUCUUGGAUCACAUGGGCGUGUAUGACCGGGUAGCGAAACAGGGCUGGAACUACGAGGAAUUCCAGAUCCUGUCGUCCCGGAAUUUGCGUCAUAUUGGAAUGAUCUUGAACGGCAGUCAGCAGAGAUACGGAUACAAGGCUCUCAGGAUCUCCCGCCGCACCGUCAGACAGACCCUCCUGGGGACUCUCCACGAACGAGGCAUCGAAGUCCGCUACGAUUCCAAACUAGUCGGCAUCCAGGAGACAGACCGGUCCACCGUGAUCGCGACAUUUGCCGAUGGGUAUACUGAGGAAGCCGACUUUUUGAUCGGAGCUGAUGGCAUCCACUCCCGUGUCCGGGAAUACCUCAAUCCCCAGGCUAUCCCCAGCUUCAGUGGCCAGAUGGGCAUCGGCGGGUCUGUUUCAAGGUCAAAGCUGCCAGCAUCCAGCGCCGACAUGUACAUGCCUUGUCUGAUACUCGGGAAGCUCAACUCGUUCCUGCUUAUGCCUUGUACCUAUUCUGGUGACCAGAUUGACUGUGCAGUGACGGUGGAGGGCAAGGACCGAACACGUGAGGAAUGGACUCAGCUGCAAAAUGACAAACCCGCUCUCUACCAGCACCUACAAUCUCUCCACGAGCAUGAGAAGUGGCCGGAAGUGGUGCAUGUUGCUUCCAGAGACGUGGAGCUGUCCAGCCUCUCACUCUGGCCGUUCUUCGAUCUGCCUGACCUUAGCUCCUGGACCAGUCCGUCUGGCAGAGUGAUUGUCAUUGGUGAUGCGGCCCAUGCCAUGCCGCCGACGGGCGGGCAAGGGGCCGCCAUGGCUUUUGAAGACGCCUUCACUUUGGCCGACACCCUCGCCCUGAUUGACAGCAAGGAAGCUGCCGUCCCCACGGACAUCCUCAACCAGUGGCAGGACGUACGGCAGGCGCGUGUCAGGAAGAUCCGCAAGUUCACUUCGAGCGGAGGUGACAUCAGAAAAUCUUCGACCAGCACAUAUGUACAAGUCUUCAAAGAGUGGGUAUUGCGCAUAUAUUUCUGGUGCGUCGGCAAGGAGCGCGGCACGUCCUGGAUCUAUGCAUAUGACCCAAAGGCAGCACUGGCGUGA
Messenger RNA from Capronia coronata CBS 617.96, 1236 nucleotides. RefSeq lists its product as uncharacterized. The transcript has a single exon. Gene Ontology annotation, molecular function: monooxygenase activity; FAD binding. Lineage: Eukaryota; Fungi; Ascomycota; Eurotiomycetes; Chaetothyriales; Herpotrichiellaceae. The record is from RefSeq and is a predicted model, not a curated record. Bases 1 to 1236 code for a protein of 411 amino acids.